AUGAUCCUCGAGGACCGUUACCGGGUGCAGGAGGUGAAGUUGGCCACCGCCCAGGCCCUCACGCUGGAGUGCACCGACAUGGCGCUCUGCAGGGUCGUGGAGCUGCGCCUGAUCAUGGAGGCCGAGGAGGCCCACGCGCACGUGGUGGAGCUCGGGGUGAUGGCGACGCUGGCCGACGUGCCGUGCGUGCCCGACGUGUACCACUUCACGAGGACUCGGGGCCCCGCCGUCGCCCUACCGUUCAGCAUCAUGGAGCUGCUGCAGGGGCAGACGCUGGCCGCCCGCUUUCAGGAGGCCCAGGACCCCGAGUCGGCGAGGCCCCUUUCCCCUGCGGAAGCCGCGGAGAUCUCCUUCGCCUUGCUGCGCGGCGUGGACGAGUGCCACCAGCGGAAGGUGCUGCACCUGGGGCUGCACCCCGAGACGGUGUGGAUAUCGCCAAGCCUGAGCAGGGCACCUGUGCGCAUUCUGGAUUGGCGGGGGGCGCAGAUUUUCAAGGGCAGCGGAGUGCUAUCCAAUCCAGAGUUCAUGGUGGCCCAGGAGGGGAAGUGGCGAGGCAAGAUGAACGCGUUGCCCAAGCUUGUGCGAGGGGACGUGGAGAUACCAGUCUCGGUUUUAUUGCAAAGUUCGAAGUCUCACGAGAAGCCCUUCCCGAAGCUGCGCGUUCAGAGCCACGGAUUGCCGCUGUAUUACAUGUCUGCGGAGCAGCUCAACAGUGUGAUCGUGGCUUACGAAAGGAGACGGAAGACGCAAAGCCACUUGUGGCAGCAUGGAGAUGGUCAAGCGAGCAGGCGGGACCCGCGGCCACGAUCAAGGACUCCGAGGUGCACUGGAUCGUGA
Molecule: messenger RNA, 837 nt
Organism: Prorocentrum cordatum
Lineage: Eukaryota; Dinophyceae; Prorocentrales; Prorocentraceae
Source: the annotation of a GenBank genome assembly